Messenger RNA from Acanthopagrus latus (yellowfin seabream), 5266 nucleotides. RefSeq names its product sulfatase 1 (gene sulf1). The coding region runs from base 587 to 4099 and encodes 1170 amino acids. Lineage: Eukaryota; Metazoa; Chordata; Actinopteri; Spariformes; Sparidae. Gene Ontology annotation, molecular function: glycosaminoglycan binding; calcium ion binding; N-acetylglucosamine-6-sulfatase activity. The transcript is spliced from 21 exons. The record is from RefSeq and is a predicted model, not a curated record. Gene Ontology annotation, cellular component: cell surface; Golgi apparatus; plasma membrane.
GCUUAUUGCUGCCCACUUCCGGCCGCCAUUUUAAUUUGAGUGUACAAGUUGGAUUAAUGGCUAAAAUACCUUCAUCUGCACAACCUGCGCAUUUGGCUGUUUCUCAGACUGUCAUGAAAACAGCGGCAAGUGUUCGGCGACUCACAGAAUCUUUUAAAACAUUUUGCUGGUAAUUUAACAAGAGACAAACGCGCUACUAGCUACGUAAUUAAAGUUUUAUCAGCUGAAAAACGUCGAGGCCAGAGACACGUUCAAGUUGCCAGUGGAGGGACGUUGUGAAGGACUCCGAGGGACAGCAUGCAGGAAAAGGGUGGAGUAGGAUUGAAUGAUGAUGCUGUUACUGGCCGGUCGGGAGGGGAGGAGCCGUCUGAUCGGCUCUGUUAAAUAGCCUCCAAUGGAUAUCUGACCAGGGGUGACCAGAGAACGUCUGUACUAAUGCCAGAAGAAGUUUGAUGGCUAUGGUCGAGGUUAGAGAGUGUCAUCACAUCGGAGAGGGGAUUAGAGGAGAGAGGUUGUCUUCCAGGAGCUGUGUGGUCCCCCUUACUCUUCAACCCAGAAAUCCCGAGACCAAGACACAAACCCCUCUAUGAGCGGAGGGAGACCCAGAGAAGAAACAGGAGAGGAAAACACAGAGAGGGAUCCUAGCCUUCCCUCUCACUCAGCCAGCACUCUGCUCUCCUGCCUUUCAGGCACCAUGCUGAUGCAGUGGCUGGCCUGGUUGGCCCUGCUGUCUUUGGACUGGGCUCCAGGCAGCUGGGCCUUCAUCACAACCAGGGCUCAGGGCCUGAGGGGUCGCAUCCAGAGAGACCGCAGGAACAUCCGGCCAAACAUUAUCCUCAUCAUGACUGACGACCAGGAUGUUGAGUUGGGUUCUCUACAGGUAAUGAAUAAAACCCGCAAGAUCAUGGAAGAUGGAGGCACAUCUUUCACCAAUGCCUUUGUCACCACACCCAUGUGCUGCCCGUCACGGUCCUCCAUGUUGACGGGCAAGUACGUCCACAACCACAACACCUACACCAACAAUGAGAACUGCUCCUCCCCUUCCUGGCAAGCUCAGCACGAGCCACGGUCAUUCGCUGUCUAUCUCAACAACACUGGCUACAGGACAGCCUUCUUCGGCAAGUACCUCAAUGAGUACAACGGCAGCUACAUCCCACCUGGGUGGCGCGAAUGGGUUGGAUUGAUAAAAAAUUCCCGUUUCUAUAAUUACACUGUCUGUCGGAAUGGUUACAAGGAAAAACACGGUGCUGAUUAUGCCAAGGACUAUUUCACAGAUCUGAUCACCAACGACAGCAUCAACUUUUUCCGCAUGUCCAAGCGGAUAUACCCUCACCGUCCUGUCAUGAUGGUCAUCAGUCAUGCUGCUCCUCAUGGCCCAGAAGACUCGGCUCCACAGUACGCAGAGCACUUCCCGAAUGCUUCACAGCACAUCACCCCCAGCUAUAACUAUGCCCCAAAUAUGGACAAACACUGGAUCAUGCAGUACACAGGCCCCAUGAGACCCAUCCACAUGGAGUUCACCAACUUCCUCCAUCGGAAGAGGCUGCAGACACUCAUGUCUGUGGAUGACUCAGUGCAGAAGGUUUUUGACAUGCUUGAGGAAACUGGAGAGCUAGACAACACUUACAUUAUCUACACAGCAGACCAUGGCUACCACAUUGGUCAGUUUGGGUUGGUGAAGGGCAAGUCGAUGCCCUACGACUUUGACAUCCGUGUGCCGUUCUUCCUGAGAGGACCCAACAUAGAGCCUGGGGCAGUAAACCCUCAUCUGGUGCUAAACAUUGACCUAGCUCCUACAAUCCUCCACAUCGCUGGGCUGGACACUCCUCCAGACAUGGAUGGAAAGUCCAUCCUUAAGCUUCUGGAACAGGAUAGGACUGGCAACAGAUUCAAACCCAACCGGAAACCCAAAGUCUGGAGGGACACAUUCCUUGUGGAGCGAGGAAAGAUCCUGAGAAAGAAGGAAGACUCGGUGAACACUCAGCACACCAACAGCCUCCCAAAGUACAAGAAGGUCAAAGAGACUUGCCAGCAGGCUGAAUUCCAGACACCCUGUGAACAGCCUGGACAGAAAUGGCAUUGUGUGGAGGAGAUCACAGGCAAGUGGAGGAUACAGAAGUGUAAAGGUGGUUCAAAAGAAGGCUUCAGGAAGAGGGCCCGCAGCCUCAAGCCCCGCAGCAGCUAUGACAGAGAAAGGGGCUGCGACUGCGGCGAUGCUGCCUUGAAACCCUCCAGAGCGGACCGCCGCUCCCACCGACAGCUUUCAUCAUCUCAGCGUUAUCGGCCGCGCUUUGUUCACACCAGGCAGACCAGGUCUCUGUCUGUUGAGUUCGAGGGUCAGAUCUAUGAUGUCGACCUUCAGGCAGACGAUCAGUCAGCUGUCCGCCGCCGCGUCAUCUCAAAGCGUCACUACAACCCAGACGACCCAGAGUUUGAUUUGGGCUCUGAUGACGGUUCGGAGGAAAUGCUGGCGGACGAUACCAACGCUGUGGGAUAUCCAAACUCUGUGAAAGUUACCCACAAGUGUUUCAUCUUGAUGAAUGACAGUGUCCACUGUGAAAGAGAAAUCUAUCAGUCCUCCAGAGCCUGGAAAGACCAUAAGAGCUAUGUGGACCAGGAGAUUGAGGCACUUCAAGAUAAAAUCAAAAACCUCCGGGAAGUACGAGGCCAUUUGAAGAGGACACGACCAGACGAGUGUGAUUGUGGAGAUAAGAGCUAUUAUAGCAAAGGGGGCAGAAACAAGGCAGAGAGAUUGAAGAACAGGAAAGAUCAACUCCAUCCGUUUAAGGAGGCUGCGCAGGAAAUAGAUGUGAAAGCCCAGUUGUACAAUGAGAUCCGGAGAAGGAAGAAGGAAAGGAAGGAGAAGAAGCGGCAGAGGAAGGGAGACGACUGCAGUCUGCCUGGACUCACUUGUUUCACACAUAAUAAUGACCACUGGCAGACCGCUCCCCUUUGGACGUUGGGUGGAUUCUGUGCGUGCACCAGCUCCAACAACAACACCUACUGGUGCCUGAGAACCAUCAACGAGACUCACAACACGCUGUUCUGCGAGUUCUCCACCGGCUUCCUGGAGUUCUUCGACCUCAACAGUGACCCUUACCAGCUGACCAAUGCGGUGUACUCAGUGGACCGGGACGUGCUGAACUCCCUCCAUGCCCAGCUGAUGGAGAUGAGGAGCUGUCAAGGUUACAAGCAGUGUAACCCUCGACCAAAAGGACUAGAAGCAGCACACAGCCCAUGUGGGACGGACGACAGGGUUAAACUACCCAACUUGACAGACGAGGAGGUGAACUGGCAGGGACUGGAGGAUCUGUAUAGCGUAAACGAAAGCCUUUAUGAAUGUAGGCCUGACUACAGCCCCAGCCCAGACAACUGGGUUAACUUCGAGAAGGAUGUAGAUAAUAUAUUUGCACUGCGACACGUUUUAAACAAAUUCAACCGAACCCACGAGCUUGACGACUCCACCCUGCCAGAGCUAGGCUCUGGGGCCGGGGGUGGAGGCCUUGAAGAGGGCAGCGGAGAAGAGUUAGCCUCGGCCGGCGACGUCUGGCCAGGCCUCACCACCCCCGCCCCCAGCAAAACGCCACCAGCACCGCCCACACUGGAAAGGAAACUGGAAUCUGUUGUCAACGACCUUCCUGAGAGGCUCAUAGACAGACCCGUGACGGUACCAUCAUCAUCUGCUCCAAGAGGAGAUGGGUUUAUCCUCCACAGCGACACGUUGGCACAGCUAGAGGAGAUCGAAGGAGAGAUGUUCAGCGGAAACGGACUGACGGAGCUGGAGACGCGACAUAACAACCUGCUCCGCUCUCACUACAGCCUGCAGGAUGAGGAGAAGGGCCCUCAGGGUCUCAACCUGGGCCUAGACCUUGAAGAAGAGGAGGACAUAUUCCGGGCCCAAGGCUACCUCCCUUUCUCCAUGCGGACGCUGCGGCCCAAGGUGCAGGCCAGCACCACCGGGAGCCCCCCCACCACACAGACUAGCACCCCACAGAGUGUCGGGUUGGUACUACAGGCGCUGCCUCAAUCGGCUCUGCCUCUCACCUUGGACUAUGAGGGCAGCGGCUCCCUGCCUCGAACCUCUAAUCAGACCCUCUGAGGUGGACGCAGGCGCUGGCCAGCCAGCUUAGCCAAUGAGCUGCUGGUCGCCGUAGAGACACAGUGAUUGGGAGAUGAGCUCGCCGAGGCGAGUGAUGCCACCUCAGUCAGUCAGAGUUGUAUAAUGAGUAUUAAAGUUAUUGUUUAUUUUUUUACAGGUGCCUACAUUUAUUAGUAAACAGUGUUAAUUUUUUUUUCAAAUAUAUAUUUAGAAAAGAAAAAAAAGCCUUAAUGCAGCUAAACUUAAGUGUUGGGAUUAAAAAUGAUGAAUUCCCUCUGGAUAAUACCAUUGAUGUUUUUUAAUAUAUGUUUUUAUGAAAAACAAGUUUGAGUGGUGAAACCAUUUGAACAUGUGAACGAGUAGUUGGCAUGAUUCAGCUUUAGGUACGCUCCAGAAUCCACUCCCCAUAUAAAUAAUACAUGAAAGGCAACAUCAGACCCUGAAUGCACUUUUCAACAUUUACACAUUCUGACCUUCAUCCUCCAGUUUGUGUUGAUAGUGAAAUUUUUUAGGAUCUAGGACAGUAACUGGAUCACUUCUGAGAGACGUCUGGUUCACAAAUAGUUUUUAAAUUUGCUGUAUGAGAAUAUCUUACCUCUGUGCUAUGUGUCAUUAAUAGUUUAGACAAUCAUGGGACAGUUUAACAGUUAAAUUUACUGACCUCAUCUGAAUCAUCCAGCUGCAGCUAACAGAUCUGACGCUCUGAGCUCGUUGUGUGCCGACAUCGCGACACCACAUCUGUCAACAUUCACAGCAGCUUAUUUUUAGUAUCUAAUGGCAAGCAUAUGCAUUCACAAUCACAAGGGUGAACAUGUUCAUUGUCUAACUUGUUCUCUGGGAAAUGUCACCAAUUAAUCACGCGGUGUAGUGCUUUGAUAAUCCUGAGUAUUUUGUUGCACGUAUAGUCCCUUUAAACUGGUUAUAGGACGACAAACUCAGUCACAGCUAAGUAUUUCGGGGCAAAAAUAUGUCAUGUUUCUGCCUGCGUUCAUCUCUGCUGCUGCUUGUAGUGUCGGUGCUUCCAAAGGGCGACUGAGACGUCAGCAAAAAAACCUGAAGCUGUCCUCGUUUCUUUCUCGACAGAGUGUGUGUGUGUACAAUUGUUAGAACAAGUCUGGUUUCAGGAAAGCCAUGAAGCUGUUAAAGAAAUAAACCAUCUGAAUUGAA